AUGGCAGCGAGGCCGCGGACGCCCGCGCAGGGCGCUGACGGCUCGGUGCCAGCGCCCGACGCAGACCACAUGAACCGAGGCUACGGAGGUAUGGGCGCGCAAGACUUUGGCGGAGGUACUGGAGCUCCAGUUGAAACUUCUCCUCUAUCGCAGUCGGUACCACAGCCAGGAACCGGAACGUCGGACGACAUGGAGCAACGUCCCAUGUCCAAAGGAUCCACCGCGCCGUCAACCACACUAGCUUCUGAAGGACCGUCACGGCACAACACGCUGAAGAAGAAGAAUUCGGUGAAGAGGCAGUCCAGCUUAAAGAGGAGCGGUAGCAAGAAGAGUCUGCGAAGCGCCAAGAGCGUCACCAUUGACCCUGACGCGCUGGAUCCUGGCUUCAACAAUGUCUUCCAUACGCCAGUUCCGACGCAUGGCACUCCUACGGAUAUAUUGGCGAACCGGUUCCAGGCCUGGCGUAAGCUUCUGAAAGAUAUCAUUACCUAUUUUGGAGAGGUGCAAGCCUCUUAUGAGCAUCGGUCGAAAGCGUUGGUCAAAGUCUCGAACACUAUCAACAACCUCAAUGCACCUUCGCUAUUCAUUACUGAUGGCGGCCUCAAUGACGCCAACCGCAUCUUGCGAGACUACCACAAGCACACCGUGAUCGAGGCAGCGAAAGCGCGCGACAUCGAGCAUGAUGUGAUCACGCAGUUGACUGGCCUUCGUGCAGACCUAGCACAGAAGAUCAAGGAGAUCAAAUCUCUCUCGGGAGACUUCAAAAACUCUGUGGAUAAAGAAAAGGAGGGCACACGCAAGGCAGUUGCAACGUAUCUAGAAGCGGUGGAUAUGAUGGAUAGCGAUCCGCACGGUGCCGUGGGCAAAGUUGAUCCGUACAUUGUCCGCUUGAGUGUUGAGAGGCAGAUUGAGCGUCAGAUCGACGAAGAGAAUUACUUGCACCGAGCGUAUCUUAAUCUUGAAACUUCCGGCCGCGAGCUGGAAUCGAUUGUCGUCGGCGAGAUCCAGAAGGCGUACAAUGCCUUGGCUACCAUCCUCAAGCGCGACGCUGAUGAUUCGUACGAAGCUGUGGAACAGCUGCGCUCUGGCCCAAUCGCCAUGCCGAGAGACCGGGAGUGGAACCAAUUUGUUGAGCAUGACCCGCACUUCGUCAACCCGAAGCUCCCGCUCAGAAAGGUUCACGAGAUCGAGUAUCCUAGCAAGAACCACCCUGCUGCGACUGAGGUCAGAGCUGGUAUGCUGGAGCGUAAGAGCAAGUAUUUGAAGAGCUACACUCCUGGCUGGCAAGUCUUUUCCCAUCUUCAAACCAAACAGCACCUAACGCCUUCAACUAGGUAUGUCCUAUCGCCAACUCAUCUCCAUGAGUUCAAAUCGGCCGACCGCAUCUACUCGCAACCACCAGUUAUGUCACUGUUUCUGCCCGAUCAAAAACUCGGAUCGCAUUCCGAGGCUGGAUCGACGUCUCACAAGUUCAGUCUCAAGGGCCGUCAAGCCGGCGGCAUGCACCGCGGUCACUCUUGGGUAUUUAGAGCUGAGUCUCACGACACGAUGCUAGCAUGGUUCACCGACAUCAAAGCUCUCACCGAAAAGACUGGCGAAGAGCGCAAUGCAUUUGUCCGUCGAUCCCACGCCCGCAGCGUCAGUGGCAACAGUGCCAAAUCUGUAAGCAGUGGAUCCGGCAUCGACGAAGACGAAGAGGACGAAGCGCCGUACUCUGCUCCUCCCGCAAUCAAGGUAUCAACCCCAGAGCCGGCACCCCAGAGGCCGCAACCAGGUGGGCGCUUCCCAAGUGACCUUCAAAUCAACCGUCAUUUGCAAGCCCCACCAUCCGCUUCUAGUGAAGGCUCUGAUCCCGGCAAUGGGAAUGAGGAUCUGAGCACGACGGGUGGAGGCUUACAAGGUGCGGCUUUGUCAACAGGGCCGACGAGGGAGCAUCAAGCCGUCCAACGCGAGCCGUCUCAGCGCAGCCUUUCGCGGGACAACCGCGCCGAUGAAACCCCUGAUGAAGGUAACCCUGCUCAUAACGUAUUCGUAGCCUUACCAGAGCCCUCGCGCGAACCCCAGCGGGAAGCCCCUCAAGAGCUUCCCACUAGCGCAACGCCUGCCGCCGCUGCAGCUCACCGUGACCCGACACCCAGCUACUUCCAUGGGCACGACAAAUCGUCUCAGGCCGCGUCGUCGAAGCCUCCAGACCAGGAACGUAAAACUGACAGAGACGACACACAUUCAUUGCAAGCCCCAGAGUCACGGAGUAUCCACAAUGCACCCGCAGCCAACAAUAACCCGACUGCAACCUAUCCGACGCAGCAGUAUCAAAGCCAAGAGCAUCCUACCCAAGUCUCUAACGAAGCACCUGCACAACAGCAGCCUUUUUUAGGGGAAACCCAGCCUGAGAUCACCGGUCAGGCUGGGCCCUUGUCUCAGCCUUCUCCAGUAAGGCAGAACAGCAGCUACGGUGAUUGGAUGGCUCCGGCUGCAGCCGGCGUUGGCGGUGUUGCGGCGGGUGCUGUUGGGGCCGAGGCAUAUCGGAGGCAUCAGGCGGCGGAUGAGGAGCCUAAGAGGCUGAGUGAAGAAAAAGAUAUGCGACCGCAAGAGUAUCAAGGGGAACAGGUUCCCGAAUCCGAGCAGGAACGUUUCUCCGCCGGUGCCCCGCUUGUGGCGCCUCUUUAUCUGAGCCAGAAACAGACCACUAAACCAGAGAAUGUGCAAGAGCAAGACGGUGAGCCUAAGGAGGAUGUUUCGCCUGCGCGUACGCCUCCUGCUGCACCGCUUUAUAUGAGGGAACAGCAAAGGGAUAAGCAGGAGUAUCAGCAAAAGCGAGAGAGCAUGGCUGAGGAGAAACCUCUGACUACAGAUACAUCUCCUGAGGCAUCUUUAGCAACUGGUCAGCAAUACUGGGGUCAAACCCCAGUGAACCCUGCGUCUUUGGACAUAUCCUCGGCUGGAUUCACGCCGGUAGGCGCGUCAGAUGUCACGGCGCGGCAGCAAGAGGCGGGUUCAUAUGAAUCUCCGCCUACAGAUGCCAUGCUGUCUACAGCAGGCGGUCUCGCUAUGGUUCAGCAGAAACGCGACGAGCCGUCCUUCGAGCCGGUCACUGGCAGUCCGACAUCACCCGCAACAACUCCCUUCGUAGAGCCGCAGCACCAAGACGAUGAGAUUCCGCCUGAGCGCGCUUCUCCAGGCGGGGCUGCCGAACCUCUUCUUCCUGCAGUGGAUGCGGACCCCGAGGAACAGCAUAAGGACCCACCAUAUCCGACCUCCGGCGUCAUGGCUACAGAAAUGCCAACCGGACCGAUGCAGGUUCCUUUCUCGCCAGCUGAGCCUAGUCCAGCCGAGACACCUGUCCUCGAUAGUGUGUACAAUGCGCCGAGUGAUUCUUUCGUCCCACCGGCCAGCUUCAUGCAGGCUCCUUAUUCACCAGCGGAGCGUAGUUCACCUCAGUUACCCAUCCACAGUCCACAGACAAGCCCUCCUCGCGAUUUCUCCGUCGAGCCAACAAAUUCGAACUACAAGCAAACUCGCGCCCCAAGCGAUGACCUCUCCCCGGCACCACCACCCGGCCCAGCCGUCUAUGAUGAGCCUAGAACUGUGGACGAUGAACCCAGCGCUGUGGACGACAAGCCCAACACUGUCGAUGAGGACCCGCAGCCCCAAACUAGGAGCUCCCUCAGCAGCAGCGCAGCAGCCUUCCUAGGCACAAUCAGUAGUCCGAGCAGGUCAUUCGCCGAGGACAGAACCGGCGGGCCGACGCAGAUGCGCGAGACGGGCCACAUCUUUCCGGCUCUGCUGAGGCAUAAUACUGAUAUGAGCGUUAGUCAGUUACAUAUUCCUGGAGAAUACCCGAAGACACCUAUGGACGAGUUUAAGGGGUAUUGA
Molecule: messenger RNA, 3876 nt
Organism: Coniosporium apollinis CBS 100218
Lineage: Eukaryota; Fungi; Ascomycota; Dothideomycetes
Exons: 3
Coding region: 1-3876 (1291 amino acids)
Source: RefSeq, a predicted model, not a curated record